AUGCUUUCAUCUGUUUCAAACCACUUCAGGAGUGGGACCCAGUCCCAGUUUUUGAAAAUGGUGAGAUGGAAAGGGUGUCUAUACAGUGAUGAAGAAAAUGUGAAUUUUGCCAGACAUGAUGAACUCAGCAAAGCUCACAGUGAAGAGGGACUGGAGCCAACUAUGAGACUGGAGCCAACUAUGAGACUGGAGCCAACUAGAACAGCUUCCAUGGAGUUUGGUUCAUGUUCUGAAGACCCAGACAAUGAGACCCAGGCUCACAUGCAGAAUGUUCAGGGUACAUUGAUUACAACCUGGGAAGCUGGCUGGAAUGUAACUAAUGCUAUACAGGGGAUUUUUGUUCUAGGUCUGCCAUAUGCUCUACUCCACAGUGGAUACAGUGGGCUGUUUCUUAUUAUCCUGGCUGCAGUUUUCUGCUGCUACACUGGCAAAAUUCUAAUCGCUUGCCUGUAUGAAGAAAAUGAAGAUGGGCAGCUCGUAAGAGUGAGAGGCACAUAUGAAGACAUCGCGAAUGCCUGCUGCAGAAAGCUAUUUCCGAAACUUGGUGGCAGAAUUGUAAAUGUGACCCAGGUGAUAGAACUGAUCAUGACAUGCAUUUUGUAUCUGGUUGUUAGUGGGAACUUGCUGUCACAUAGCUUUCCAGCUUUACCAAUAACUGAGAAAACAUGGUCAGUAAUUGCAUUUGCAGCCCUGCUGCCUUGUGUGUUUAUCAAAACUCUCAAAAUUGUAUCCAAACUUAGCCUUCUCUGCUCCUUGGUCCAUUUUGUUAUUAUCUUUGUAGUGAUAACUUACUGCCUAACUCAAAUACACCGGUGGUCCUGGUCAAUAUUCAGCCUUUCCAUGGAAUUUGAGAACUUCCUCGUUUCAGUAGGUGUGAUCAUUUUCAGUUACACAUCACAAAUAUUUCUUCCAACCCUUGAAGGGAGUAUGAAAAGUCCUGGUGAAUGUAGCUCUAUGUUGAACUGGACUCACUUCUUUGCUUGUGUCUUUAAGACAGUCUUUGCACUGACUGCAUUCCUGACGUGGGGUGAAGAAACCAAGGAGGUUAUUACGGACAACCUCCCAUCAUCUUUACAGACUGUGGUGAAUUUGUGUCUCUUAACCAAGGCUCUCCUGUCUUAUCCAUUGCCUUUCUUUGCAAUUGCAGAGAUCUUGCAUGGUUACAUUUUUCAAAGCCACAAAUCCAGUUACAAAUCACCAUUGCUUACUGUGGGUUUAAAAAUUUCCCUACUCUUGUUAACUCUGCUGAUGGCCAUGUUCAUACCACAUUUUGCCCUACUUAUGGGUUUAACAGGUAGUGUAACAGGUGCUGCAGUGACCUUUCUUCUCCCUUCCCUUUUCCAUUUGAAGCUUAAAUGGGAAAAGCUAAUGUUCUUGGGAAAAUGUGCAGACAUUUGUGUGUUUAUCCUGGGCAUCUUUUGCUGCCUAGCUGGUCUUGUGUGUUCCAUAAAAGGUCUGCUGAGAACAUUUGGAUAAAAGUAACAAGGGUUCAUCAAUACCAUGUAAUAUUUGGAAACUGUAAUCUUUAGAAUUAAGUAUUUGCAGAGCUGUCUUCACAACAGGGUAUCCAUACAUGCAUGCAGAUUUUUGGACAACACACUUCAUAAGAUGGAAAGUGAUUUAAUUCCCCAAAGGAAUACAGAGAUAAUACAUCCCAGUAGUGCCACCAUACAGUACUUAUGUAACCCUUCCACAUCUUGAGCUAGUUUUGCCUCUAGUGUAUUUUGCUAGAGAGAAGACAGCAGUGAAACACAGGUGAGAAGCAGCAGAAAAUAUACUUGGCUCUGUGUGAUAGCCAUGCCUGCAGGCCCAUGAGCUCUAAUCCAGAAGGCCCAAAGACUCCCACUUGCCAUGCUACUUGUGGUGCUCAUCUCAUGCUGCAGGUUGUUCAACUAUGCCAUACACUUACUAGAAUGAGACAUAUAAACUGCUCUGAGGAGAGAAUCAGUGUAGCAGGACUGUUUAGCUCUUUCCCCCACCCUCCAUGCAUCCGCUCCAGAUUCAAUCUACCACCCAAGAGGCAAUCACAUGUUUUGAAGUUCACUGGAGAAAAAGCAGCUGGGGAGAGCUGAUUUGGAGUAGACAAGCAGUGGUCAGGAAAGGGGUAAGUGUGUACACACAUGCACACACAUUCCACUUCUCUGCUCCCAAUUACUCCAUCCCAAAGGGGCUUUUCUGAAGGGGUAAGGAAAAGACUUGUCAGUUUUGCUUAUGAAUAUAGUGAGAUCAUUCACACACUGAAAAAAUGUGUUCUACCCAGGUUUGGGAGCUGUGUGUGCUCCCAAUUUUCAGUUGUGUGAAAUCAGUGUAAGAGGAAAACCUGGGUAGGCGUGAUUGUGUGGAACCAAGGUAGAAAGAAAAGCUACCCAGGUUUUCCUCUUACCUUGAGGCGAUUCUCAUGAAGGAGAGGAACGGGGUUAAGGGAGCCCGGUGGAUCAACAGGCGAGCCCGGAGCUUCAAUGGCAGCUAGCCCACCUAGCAACCCCUCCCCUAAAACAAGGUUAGCAGAGUGAGCGCUCCGCGCACUCCGCUAACCGCUUUUUACUGAUCAUGUGCCACUGCUGUGUGGCUCUGCACCAUGGCGACACAUGAGUAGACCCCCGGCCAGGAGGCUACAACAAGCCUCCCGGCCUCGGGGGUCUCCCCGGGAUGUCCCUGCACUCACACGGGGCAUCCUAGGACUUCUGGGGGCCAAGUGGCCCCCGAUCUCCACUCCUCCUACCUGCUCCAUAACGGAGCUGGUAGUCAUAUGGGCUGCCUAUCCAGCUGCCCAGGGCUAGCCUGGGGAUCGUCCGUGAGGAGAGCGGGCUCGCUUUCCCCACAGAACCUGGU
Messenger RNA from Hemicordylus capensis (graceful crag lizard), 2832 nucleotides. Its product is annotated as vesicular inhibitory amino acid transporter-like. NCBI's taxonomy places the organism in Eukaryota, Metazoa, Chordata, Lepidosauria, Squamata, Cordylidae. Gene Ontology annotation, biological process: amino acid transmembrane transport. The transcript has 2 exons. Bases 1 to 1476 code for a protein of 491 amino acids. Gene Ontology annotation, molecular function: amino acid transmembrane transporter activity. Gene Ontology annotation, cellular component: vacuolar membrane. The record is from RefSeq and is a predicted model, not a curated record.